AUGGCACUCGACAGAGAUCCCAGAAAGACCGAAGCAGGAAACCUCCAUCUUCCCGAUCUGGUUAUCCGCCGAAUCUGCACGUUCUUCUGCAAACACUGUGAGCCGCCGUCACUUGGCGAGGAAGAUGCGCCUGAACAUCUCACACAUAAAGGACACGCAACACUACUAAGCCUUUGCAGAGUCUCCAAAUCCGUUUAUUUCACCGCGCAACGAAUUCUCUACCAUAACGUCGACAUCCGGAUCCCCCAGAAUAACCUUGAAAGGCCCCUUCGAGUCACAGUCGGCUUUCUCACAAGCCUUAGGAUCUAUCCCCACCUGAAGAACCAUGUCAGAUCAGUGAGCAUCCAAGAUGAGCGGUGGGCUGGACCCGGCCAAUGCGAUGUUCGUGACUCUGACGAAAAUCCACCACUGCCUAGAUCGCUCCUGAACGCUCUCAGGACUCUCUCGAAUAGUGUUCGAAUCCCGCUGUCCAACGGCCAUCUCGACAAUCUCCAUCUUAUGGAAACACUGAUGCAAUUGAUAUUCGUCUCUGUACGGACCUCACCCGAACUGAAACUCGCUGUUCGUCCUCAAAGUCCCUGGCAAGACGAUUUAUUUACUGUUUGGAAGACUGCUAGUUCCCUCGGAGAUCAUAGUGCAUCGCUGUUUCUAACACAACAACUCAGUUUCAUCCUUCCGUCUAUACCGAAGUGCUCCUGUCAUGGAAGGUUAACCGGGCUCUACCCUCACCAAUACGUCGAAAACAUGGCAGCUAGGUUUCUAAUCGGCCAGGCCGCACAGUCGCUUCGGAGUCUGGUUUGCACAGCCAAUGAUCUACGGAAUACGCCCUGUCUACCGCAGCUUCAAGAUCUGAAACUUUGCAUCCAGGACGUCACACCGGAUCUUGAAUCGGACAUGAAACAGCUUCCCAGCCUCCGCCGAUUGUCGUGUGAAUACUAUGCCUUGACCCGCGGCGAACCUCCCCAUAGACUUUUCCAGGCCCUGAAAUCUUGUUCCGCCACUCUCCAGGAAUUGAAAAUUUCGGCAAACAAGGCCAUGUUUUUGGAGGCACAGCUUGCUCAGAUUGGACUCCGCCGUCUGAAGCAAUUCAAGAUCCUUCCGCUCCUAGGUUUCAAAGCGCUCAGGUCAUUCUCGUUUGACGGCAAAAUCAUGAGGCAUUUUGCUAAUUCCCUUGAGCAGGCGAUGCCAUCCCCCGGUGGCGAUGAGCUUUCCCCCAUCUUGUUACCGGACUCGCUGGAGACGAUCCACAUCAACUUGGAUGAAAUAAGCCAGACGGGGGAGGGGGAGUUCGAGAAACCCUGCAUGGAGGCCAUUCUCCAUGCAGGGAAGAAAAACUUGCGAAUGGUGGUCAUUUCAUCAAGACGCCGUCGCAGACAUAAAUUCACGAUGGCGAAUCUCAGGGCUGGGCCAAGAGAAUCGCGACAAGAGUGCAGCUGGGAAAUCACAGAAGUGCACGACGACGAAAAACUUCGUUUGACGCAAGAGGAAGACUUCCCAGCCUGGGACGGCUGUUAA
This is a messenger RNA of Clonostachys solani, 1515 nucleotides long. The record is from the annotation of a GenBank genome assembly. Lineage: Eukaryota; Fungi; Ascomycota; Sordariomycetes; Hypocreales; Bionectriaceae.